Pygocentrus nattereri (red-bellied piranha) is the source of this 2309-nucleotide messenger RNA. RefSeq names its product spindle apparatus coiled-coil protein 1 (gene spdl1). The transcript has 12 exons. Bases 120 to 1874 code for a protein of 584 amino acids. Gene Ontology annotation, cellular component: spindle pole; outer kinetochore. Gene Ontology annotation, molecular function: kinetochore binding. NCBI's taxonomy places the organism in Eukaryota, Metazoa, Chordata, Actinopteri, Characiformes, Serrasalmidae. The record is from RefSeq and is a predicted model, not a curated record. Gene Ontology annotation, biological process: establishment of mitotic spindle orientation; mitotic spindle assembly checkpoint signaling; protein localization to kinetochore.
ACCCACGGAAGACGAAGACGAAGAAGAAGAAGAAGAAGAAGCAGAAGAAGAAGAAGCAGAAGAAGAAGAAUUCAAACUGAUUCGGCUCCAAGCGCACAGCUCGUAUUCUGUGGAUAAAGAUGUCAGCUACAGAUGGUGAGAUUCAGACAUUAAGGCAGAAGGUGGAAGAGACAGAAGUAGCUCUUCAAAAAGCAGCUCAGUAUGGACUACAGCUCUUGGACGACAAAAUGGAUCUGCAAAAUAAGUUGGAAGAGCAGCGAAUUGAAAUGACUGCAGUAAUAGAGGUCCUUGAGCAAGAGAAAUACUCCCUGCAGAGAGAGGUGGAGCUAAAGGGACGAAUGCUGGACAGCCUUCAUUCAGAAUUUGAUUAUGUAAAAAACCAACAGAAACAUUUGUUGGAGCAGCAACAAACAAUGUUGGAGAGGAACCAUGCAGUGGAACUCUGUGACUUCAAGAGCAAGGUGGAGAAAAUAAAAGCUGACCUGGAUGAGGCUCGGCUCCUUGAAAAACAGAUGAGACACAAGCUGGAGUUGCAGUCUCAAACCUUAAGCUGUAAAACAGAGGAGCUCCGCAAACUAAUGGAAUGUUCACAUGAUACCAGGUCCUCAGAAAUAGCAGAGCUGCAAAUGAAGAAGAUGGACCUGGAAUCAUCUGUGACUACCUUAAAGCGGGAGCUUCAGGAAUCAGACUACAAAGGACAGCAGCUUCAGCUGACUGUUACCAUCAUCCAGAGGCAGCUGGAGGCAAUGACGAGCCUUAAGGAAGAAAAAGACAAAGAAGUUGAGUCGCUGUACAAUGCUUUGGAGAAAUCCAGGGAAGCCAACCAAGACCUUCAGAUUCAGUUGGAACAGGCAUUGCAGCAGAUGCAAGAUCCAAACAGCAAAGGCAAUUCCUUAUUCUCUGAGGUAGAGGACAGGCGUGUGGAAAUGGAGAGGCAGCUGAUCAGCGUGAAAGUGCAGUACCAGUCUCUUCAAAAGCAGCAUGCUUUCACCAAACAACAGAUGCUUCGCAUGAAGGUGCAGAUAUCUAACCUUAUGCAGCUUCAAGGUGUUAGAGCUGACCCAGCCCAGCUUGAGCGCCUACAGUUUAUGUUGUCAGAAAAGAACAGUGAGAUAGAAACCUUGAUGAGGAAAGUGCAACAGCUGGAAAAGGUAGAGAUGACACUUGAGGACCAGUCCUCCACUGGCACUUCCAAGCCAAAUGAGUUUGUAGAUGAGACAUACUACACAGACCUACUGAAAAUGCAGCUCUCAAGUUCAAAGAAAGUUGCAGAAACAUUGAAAGAUGAGUUGUCCAUGGCAAGACUGAAGGCUCUAUCUGAGAGUCACAGAGUGCUUGAGUUAGAGCGGAAACUCUUUGGAGCCGAAAAUGCCUUGAAGCAAGGUCAAAGUGACAAUAUCAAGCUGCAGGUGAAACUUGAGGAACUACAGAUGAAAUAUGAGCCUGAAGCGGUGAAUAGGGCACGGGCUCAGAAGCGUAAACGAGAGAAAUUUCCAGCAAACCCCCCUGAAGAAAGGUCUGACCACUGCACCAUGGAAACUCCAGCCACGGACAAUAACCCAGUCAAGAUUCCAGACAUGACUGCAGAAACCCCUCCUUGUUCAACUAAGAACCCACCAGCUAAAGCACAAGCUCCAGACUGUAGCUCUGUCUUGCUUGAUGGCAGUAAAUGUGUUCGCAUCUGUGAGGACACCCAAAUAUCUUUGCCUGAGCCUCCAAAGUCUUCCGUGGCAGACUGCAGUAGCAUGGCUGAGCAGCAGAUUCUUAAGUGUGAUGAAGAACAGGAAAACUGGAGAGCAGUGGAAAGAAAGUACCACAUGCCUGUACACGUUGAUCCAGAGAAUACCAUGGAAAGACAGUGUGCUCAACAGUAAUGGAAAAUUGACUCUUUUUGCAUAAAAACAUGAUUUACAAGUGUAUGUAAAUGUUUGUGGUGCAUCAUUGAAUUUUUAUCUCUGAGUAAUAAACAUAUAUAGUAUUUUACCUUGUUAUAAGUCAUUAAUUACCACAGUAAAAUUGAGAUAAGAUAGAUUAACGGAUUACCUUCUGUGGUGAAUGGCCAGUUUAUUAAGUUCACACCCAUGUAUGUACAUUCUUUGUCCAUUGCAUCAACUCCAUUAACCAUAUAGGUGCACCCUGUGCGUUAGUUAUGCGUGUACGAGUGGAUUUGAGCAGUGCUAAUGGAGUUCUUGUUGUUGCAAUUGUACUGGAGUUGUUGUUUUGUUAAUGACCCAUGCCCUCAGAGGUUUUCAGUCAUGUUUUUAGUACGGUAAUGGAAUGAAUACAAAAAAAAAUCUCUUUGAAUGUCA